Molecule: messenger RNA, 1188 nt
Organism: Drechmeria coniospora
Lineage: Eukaryota; Fungi; Ascomycota; Sordariomycetes; Hypocreales; Ophiocordycipitaceae
Exons: 4
Coding region: 1-1188 (395 amino acids)
Source: RefSeq, a predicted model, not a curated record
AUGAGCCUCCCGCUGAUAGUCGACCACAGAAACAACGCUGCUUUACCCGACAAGUUCAAAUGUAGAGUCGGUUGGGAAUGGAAGACCUGGGACGCUUUCUCCAAACGCCAGCAGGGUUUGGUCGAAAGAGAGCUCAAGCGCGGAAACGAAAUCGACGCAGCAAACACUGGAAUGACGUGCCGCGAACACGCGGAACCUCGCAAUGAAUUUGAGUGCCAAGUUUGUGGCCUUGUCAAGGAUGGCAAACAGUUCAGCAAAAACACCAAAAGGAACGGUGAAUAUAUCUGCAUGAGAUGUGUUGCCUGGACCGAAACGCAGGAGCCCGGAGUUACGCCGACGUAUCUGGAAACGGGCCAUAUUUCCAUCGAAGAGGAAGGUGCCGGAAUAUGGUCAGAACGCGACAGUGACGGGGCCAUGAAUUUCCAGCAUGACAAGCCGCCUCAUGUUCCCAUCGCUGACUUUGCAUCCCUCGGACUGAACGAGGGCAAUGGCGGCCAACUCACUUACAACAACCCCAGCACGGACUUUGGAGCAGUCGACUGGUCGUCUAUCCCUGCCCAUGUUCAGGAAGCGCUGCGGGCCAUCAAGACGGAGGACAUGUCCAGCAGUGUGUCCCAAGCUGAACUGCAGAGCGAGUCGAGCAUCACCGGAGGGAUGCUGCCGCACCUGCGGGGCCAGGUCUGUCCUGGCGCCUCCUACACGUCCGUAGCAGCUUCCGAGCUCGCGUUGCCACCGCAUCUACGGAAACCACAUGCCUCCCGUCAUCCUACUGCCCCUGAAGAGUGGACGACAAUUCAAUGCCCGGACAGUGUCUCGACUGCCACGACGCUUCGAGGGGCGAGAAAUUACCAGAACGUCCCGGGGGUUCCGUUCAACGCGUGGGGUCCCGAUGGUCAAAAGUAUUCGGGAGUCAAGGUACCCACGGCAUCAUCGGCCACGGACGAGGAAUCGGCACCUUCCAGCUGGGCCGAGAACGAGCGUCCUGGUCAGCAAAGCGGCUGGCAGCAGACGGUCGAAAAAUCAACCAGGCCCAAGGGUAAGGGCAAUUGGCACAAACCGAAGCGCUUGACUGCAUCUGAGCUCCGACAGCCCGAAGGUUUCAUGCCCCGGGGGGUUGUCGACGUUUCACGCCGGGCAUUUGUCGAUCCCAAAAUCGACCAACAGAGAAGAGCAAACUAUCGCGAGUGA